CUCUCCUUUCGCCCACCUCGAGCCUUGCCACCGCCCUCGAGACGACGUUCCUUUCCGCCCACUCUCUCCCUGCCGCGCUCCCAGUCACCUGCGGCGCGCGCCCGAGUGCAACACUUCCUUACUCCACUCCCACGCCACGAGCGCAGCGGCUUCGCCUCAGUACGACUCCUCUCGCCGACAGCACGAGCGGCACUGGCGCAUAGCUUCGCCUGACAUGGUCGAGAACGCGCCCAAGCCCAAGGGCGAGCGCCGCGCCUCGGGCGAUGCCCAAGCUGGCGGCGGUGGUGGCGGACGCGGCGGCGGCGGAUCCGGUGGCCGUGGCGGCAGAGGCCGGGGCGGCCAGAACGGUGGACGUGCGAGCGCAGCAGCAGCAACCGACGCACCUGCCGGCGAGCGCCGCACCACCUCGCCCGCCGCCGGCGGUGCUCCCGCUGCCGGUGGCGCAGCGAUGAACCGCGCCGAGGGCGGCUCUGGCGGCGCAGGUGGCUCGCGAGGCGGACGUGGACGCGGCGGCAACCGCGGCGGCUCGGCCUCGCGCGGCGGCAGAGGUGCGGCGCAGAGCGGCCGAGGCCAGCAGAGCCAGGCAGCUCGCGAGAGCGCCGGCGCUGAGCCCAGCUCUGCCCUGAACAACCUGCAGCAGAUGAUCCAGGACAUCAAGAAGACGCCGGGCACUGGCUCGCCGGCCGCCGCGGCAGCAGCUGCUGCGACCGCGGCAAACGAGGUCGACGCGCAGGACGAGCUCGCCUCGAUGGGCACGCGCCUGGCGCGGCAGGAGGAGGCACUGCAGGCCCAGCUCUCGACGCAGCUGCAGCGGAACCCGAGCGGCGGUGGCUUUGGCGGGCCCGGUGGUCUGCCAUCGCUCGGCGAGGAUGUCGAGGCGCCCUCGCCUGCGACCACCCGUCAGAGCGGACCUCGCUUCGCUGGCAACGCAGCCUUCCAGAGCGCCAUUGCUCGUCAUGGCGCCCAGCAGCAAGGCGGCGCCAGCGACCGCAGCAUGCACUCGCACGCGCGCCAGCUGAGUCUGCAGGGCCGCUUCGCCGAGAUGGGCUUCACUGGCGGCGCGUCGGCGGAGACCGAGGACAUGACCGACGACGGCGCAUCGUCCGUCGCCGACUACAUGGGCACGGGCGCCUUUGACCCGACGCGACGCUUCCCUGGCGGCACGCAGGACUUUCAGCAGGCGCUGCAGCAGUUCAGCCAGCAGGCGCAGCAGCAGUUCAGCCAGCAGGCGCAGCAGCAAGGCGAGUUCGGCGCUCAUCGCCGUGCGGGCAGCGAGAUGCCGAGCAGCUUCGGCGGCAGCGGCGGCCGUGCCGGGCACAUGCAGACGUCGAGCUUCGGCGGCCUUGGCAAGCUCAGCGGCGCCACGGGCCCCAUGUAUGCCGAGCAACUCGCACUGCAGCAGCAGAUCGAGAUGCUUCAGCUCCAGCAGCAAGCGCUCCUGCAGCAGCAGGUCAACUUCAACCCGUCGGCCGCGCUCAGCGCCAUGACGCAGUCGCCGCCGGCACCUGCGCCUCGUGCUGGCGCCCAUCGUCGCAUUCAGAGCCACGCGCCGCAGUCUGGCCCGAUGGGCAGCUUCUCGCUCGGCGGCAUGGGCAGCUUCGGCAGCAACAACGGCAGCCUGGGCGGCCUCUCCGGUCUCGGCAGCAACCAGUCGCAGCAGUCGGCGCAGUCGUCUCAGGCGGGCGGCGUGCCGCGCGGCCACGGUCGCCGCCACUCGGUCAACGUCAUCAACAAGAACGCACAGGCUCAGCAGGCUGCCCAGGCUGCCGCGGAACAGAGCAGCGGGCCGACGAUGCAGACGAACCUCGACUUCUCCUUCCCGCCGCAGCCGCAGGCGCCGCAGUACUCGCAGCAGCAGCAGCAACAGCUCAUGCAGCAACAGCAGCAGCUCUUGUCGCAAGCAUCGCAGCCGCAGCAGCAGGCGCCUCAGGUCGGCCACUUCAGCCACCCGUCCGUGCAGCUCUCGUCGGCGCUGUCGCCCGAGUACCUUAUGGCCGGCGGUGGCCUGCUGAACCUCGGCAUGUUUGGCAUGGGCGGCCUCACCGAUCUGGCUGACGGCUUCGGUGGCCAGGGCGGCGGUGGCGGUGGCGGCCGCGGUGGCCACGCUCGCACCGGCAGCAACAACUGGCGCAUCAACGGCCCGGCACCCGGCGCUGGACAGGUGACCGACCUCGCCUCUGCUCAGGCACAGCUUGCCACGCUGCACCAGUUCCGUGCCCAGUCGGGCGCACCGGGCGGCACCCACGGCCGCACGCCGUCGUUCAGCGGCGGCUUUAACCCUGCCAUGGGCGGCCAGGGUGCCUACCCGGGGCAAUUUGGCUACCAGCAGGGCCAGCAGCAGCAGGGCGGCGGCGCCAACCAGCGCAAGGCCCUCUUCGGCUCGUACCUUCCGCAGGCGUCGCUGCCGCCGCUGCUCGCGGCCGGCAAGCUCGUCGUGGGCAUGCUGCGCGUCAACAAGCGCAACCGUUCCGACGCCUACGUCGCCACCGAGGUGCUCGACUCGGACAUCUUCAUCUCCGGCUCCAAGGACCGCAACCGUGCGCUCGAGGGCGACCUUGUGGCUGUCGAGCUGCUCGACCCGAACGACGUCUGGUCGAUCAAGAAGGAGAAGGAGGACAAGAAGAAGCGCAAGGAGGAGCAGGGCGGCAUCGCCGCGCGCAAGCCCGACAAGGCUCGCGACGACCUCGAGGUCGAGGGCGCACAGCUCAAGCUCAUCGACGAUGAAGAGGAGAAUGAGGCUGCUCCGCCGGCCCUCGCCGGCCACAUCGUCGCCAUCGUCGAGCGCACGCCCGGACAGCUCUUCAGCGGCACGCUCGGCCUGCUGCGCCCGUCCAGCGCCGCCACCAAGGAAAAGCAGCAAGCCGAGCGGGCGCUGCGCGAGGGCGGCGACGGCACGCAGGGCCAGGAGCAGCAGGCGCGGCCGAAGAUCGUCUGGUUCCGUCCGACCGACAAGCGCGUGCCGCUCAUCGCCAUCCCGGCAGACCAGGCGCCGGCAGACUUCUGGGCCGAGGGCGGGCAGGAGAGCUACAACAACCGCCUCUUCGUCGCCUGCAUCAAGCGCUGGCCCAUCACCUCGCUGCACCCCUUCGGCACGCUCGUCGAGGAGCUCGGCGUCAUUGGCAACACCGAGGCCGAGACGCAGGCGCUGCUCAAGGACUGCCUCAGCUCGGCGACGGAGGAGUUUGGCGAGAACGCGCUUAAGUGCCUGCCGCCGCUGCCAUGGUCAAUCCCGGAGCGCGAGUACGAGACGCGCCGCGACUUCCGCAGCACGCGCGUCUUCAGCAUCGACCCGCCGACGGCCAAGGACCUGGACGACGCACUCAGCGUCACGCCGCUCGACGGCGGCCUAAUCGAGGUCGGCGUGCACAUCGCCGACGUGUCGCACUUUGUCAAGAUGGGCUCGGCGCUCGACCGCGACGCGCGCAAGCGGGCCACCUCCGUCUACCUCGUGCAGCGCGCCGUGCCCAUGCUGCCGCCGACGCUCAGCGAGGAGCUGUGCUCGCUGGUGCCCAACGUCGAGCGCCUGUGCUACAGUGCCGUCUUCACGAUGAACAAGGACGCGCGCAUCAUCGGCACGUGGUUCGGCCGCACGAUCAUCAAGUCGUGCGCCAAGCUCGCCUACUCGGACGCGCAGAAGAUCAUCGACGGGGACAGUGCCGUCGACGCGUCCAAGGUCUCGGGCCACUCGGCGGAGGAGGUGGCGGCCGACAUCAUGACGCUGCACAACCUCGCCGUCAAGAUGCGUGCGCGCCGCUUCGAGGCUGGUGCGCUGCGCAUCGACAACGUCAAGCUCAGCUUCAGCCUCGACGAGGCGGGCCUGCCCACCGACGCCGUGCCGUACCAGACCAAGGAGGCCAACAGGCUUGUAGAGGAGUUCAUGCUGGCCGCCAACGUCGCCGUCUCGCAGAAGAUCGCCGCCGGGCUGCCCGACGUGGCGCUGCUGCGCCGCCACGAGCGGCCGCUCGACCGUCGCCUCUCCGGCUUCAAGGCACGCGCCGCGCAGAUGGGCUUCGACGUCGACAUCAGCUCGUCGGGCGCGCUGUUUGCCUCGCUGCAGGGCAUCACGGACAUCGCGAAGCGGACGGCGCUCGAGACGCUCGCGACCAAGUCGAUGAUGCGUGCUAAGUACUUCUGCACGGGCAUGGUCGACAUCUCGAAGUACGCCCACUACGCGCUCAACGUGCCGCUGUACACGCACUUCACGAGCCCGAUCCGCCGCUACGCCGACGUGAUGGUGCACCGGCAGCUCGACGCCGUGCUGCAGGGGCACGACAAGUUCCCCGUCGACCGCGAGGGCAUGGCCAAGAUCGCGCAGCAGUGCAACGUCAAGCGCGACGCCGCCAAGCUGGCGCAGGAGCAGUCGGCGCACCUCUUCCUCUGCCUGCUCAUCCACGACCUCACCAUGCGCUACGGGCCCGUCGUGCGCCAGGCGACCGUCAUCGGCGUGCUCGACGCCGCGUUCGACGUUGCCAUCCCCGAGUUCGGCCUCGAGAAGCGCGUGCACACCGAUGCGAUCCCGCUCGAGCACCACCAGUACGACGAGCACAGCAACAGCCUCGCGCUGUACUGGAAGCCGGACGUCGACGUGCUCUCCUUCCUCGCCGAGACGGGCGACGACACGCACGUGCAGAACCUGCGCCGCCACGCGCAGGCGCACGCCAUGGAGAUGACGUCGCAGAGCCACACCGACGAGGCGGCGCUCUUCGACGAUGACGACGACGAGGCGCUCGCCGAGGCCAAGCGCAAGGUGUUCAGCGGCGAGGACGCCAAGGACAGCGUGCAGCGGAGCCGCUCGUUCCAGCGCCAGCCGCUGACCUUCGACAACACGACGCGCACGGCGGCCGGCCACCACAUCAUGACCGUCAAGGCGCUUGCCACGCUACCCGUCAUCAUCACCGCGGACAUCACGCGCUCGCCGCCCGUGCUCAAGGUCUUCGCCGUCAACCCAUGGGCGCAGACGAGCGCGCCAGCGGCAGCAUGAGCACCAGAAAACAUCAGACGACACAGCCGUUCGCGGCGCUGCGCCGUCGCCCAUCCUACUCAUCCCUCACGACCUGCUACUCUACAUCAGACCCGUCAGUGUACAUAAUGCGGGCCGCCCCGCCACAUACAGAGCGCGUGCGCGGCUCGGCAACAUUCACGAAACGAGAUCAGUCCGAAAAG
This is a messenger RNA of Tilletiopsis washingtonensis, 5163 nucleotides long. RefSeq names its product RNB-domain-containing protein. The record is from RefSeq and is a predicted model, not a curated record. Gene Ontology annotation, cellular component: exosome (RNase complex); P-body. The transcript is spliced from 4 exons. Lineage: Eukaryota; Fungi; Basidiomycota; Exobasidiomycetes; Entylomatales. Bases 215 to 4981 code for a protein of 1588 amino acids. Gene Ontology annotation, molecular function: RNA binding; 3'-5'-RNA exonuclease activity.